Molecule: messenger RNA, 1354 nt
Organism: Quercus robur (English oak)
Lineage: Eukaryota; Viridiplantae; Streptophyta; Magnoliopsida; Fagales; Fagaceae
Product: transcription factor bHLH30-like
Exons: 2
Coding region: 322-1089 (255 amino acids)
Biological process (GO): regulation of DNA-templated transcription
Molecular function (GO): protein dimerization activity; DNA-binding transcription factor activity
Source: RefSeq, a predicted model, not a curated record
AAUCUCAAUCCCAUAUAAACUCUCACCUUUCUGUCUUUCCGCUUCAAAGUGGUCACUGACUGACUGACUGACUACGCUUUCGAAGCCUACCAAUUUUCUAGCUUCUCAUACUGCCUUGGAUUCCUCAAAACUGUCCAAACCCCACAUGGCAAACAAGAAACUGCUGAGACUUUCCCAUUAAACACCAUACCCUUUCGCCUAUUAAUGGAAGUUACACCAAUUAGCAAAACAACCACAUCCCCUUCAACUCUCACACUCUCAAUCCCCAGCUAAACCACUGUUUAUGAAAUUUCAUUCAUACCCUUUAUUGCUUUCCUAGACAUGGAACCUUUUGCUUGGAGUUCAAACACCAUGGCCUUUGGUUCUGACGGUUUGAUGAACGAUGAGCUUUUGGUAAAUUCUUCAAUGGUAAGAAAUGGGUCUGAUUCAUCUUCGUCUUUGGUUUUGGACCGUGAGAGAAGUGAGCUUGUGGAGGCUCGGAUGAAGUUGGAGCGUAAAGGGGGUACUGCUGAGAGAACCAUUGCUGCUUUGAAGAGUCACUGUGAGGCCGAGAGGCGGCGGAGAGCCCGGAUUAAUUCGCAUCUCGAUACGCUUCGGGGCCUAGUACCGGGCGCUAAGAAGAUGGACAAAGCGUCAUUGCUCGCUGAAGUAAUCAGCCAUAUGAAAGAACUAAAGAGGAGUGCAGAAGAAGCUAGUGAUGGUUUUGUCAUACCAAUGGAUUUUGACGAAGUAAUAGUUGAACGAGAGGAUGGAUUUGAUGGAGACCCUUAUUCAAUUAGAGCAUCUUUAUGCUGUGAUUUUAAACCUGGACUUCUGUCUGAUUUGAAACAAGCACUCAAUGGUCUCCAUCUGAUAAUAAUAAGAGCAGAGAUUGCUACCUUGGGAGGCAGAAUGAAGAAUGUUUUGGUGAUGACCAAUCGCAAAGAAGGGGAAGUUAAUCAUUCUGAAGUCCGCCAGGCCCUUAGAUCUGUACUGGAUAAAUUUUAUAGUUCAGAGGAAUUCUUAUUAGGAACCACUUUUUCAAACAAGAGGCAAAAGAUUUCUAUAUUCAAUUGUUCUAGUUCAUCUUCAUUAGGAGAUGUCUGGUGAGCAUAAAGAUGGUUUGCAUCUCUUGUCAAGUAAUUUUUAUGUCUGUAAGCAUUGGCAAACGGGUGGUCCUACGGUGACCGAUUGUAUUUAUUUCAGCUGCUUUAUUUAUAUACUGUGUCUAGUGCUGCCUGCAUUUUAACAAGGGCUAAAUAUGAUGAAAUUGUUGUAAAAGAAGUCAUUGACUAUUUAAGCUUGAUGCAACUUAUAUUACUGAUGUCAAUGACAGAAUUAGAAGUUAGCCAAUGGAAGUUUGCUGUUUUCUAUA